Adineta steineri is the source of this 1239-nucleotide messenger RNA. Lineage: Eukaryota; Metazoa; Rotifera; Eurotatoria; Adinetida; Adinetidae. The record is from the annotation of a GenBank genome assembly.
AUGAAUCUCAACAACAGUGUUGGACCUGAUGAAUUGGCAGUAAUUAACUCUAGUACAACACGACUAAGAAGAUUCUAUGAUCAUUUUCGCAAGGGAAAAUUAAUUUGGAGAAUAUGUCUCAUUAUUUUAAUUGUUGUGAUUAUAGUUGUUGUAACAACGACUGUUUUACCAAAUAAAACUAAACGAGAAAAAACAUCAACAAUAGAGAUAACAACACCAACAUCAGCAUCAACAACAUCAUCAAUAUCAUCAACAACAGCAGCAACAACAAAAAAGGUCACAACAGAGCUAUCAUCAACAUCAUCAUCAUCAUCACCAACAACAGCAACAAGCGAUAAAAAUAUGAAAUGGAAACAGAAUGCAAUUACUGUUGCUGGAGGAUCUGAAGGAGGAAGUGCAUCAAAUCAGUUAACGAAUCCUUAUGGUAUUUAUGUUGAUGAUGAUAAUCAUUGUAUUUAUAUUGCUGAUACUGGCAACCAUCGUAUUGUUAAAUGGGAAUUUGAUUCAAACGAUGGUGUAGUUGUUGGAGGUGGAAAUGGAGAUGGAGAUGGAAUGAAUCAGUUAAAUAUCCCAACAGAUGUAAUUCUUGAUAAAGAAAAAAAAUAUCUCAUCAUUUGUGAUCGUGGUAACCAACGAGUGAUGAAAUGGUCUCUUCAAAAUAAUCAAGAUCAACAAAUAUGGAUAUCUGAUAUUUCGUGUCGGGGUUUAGCAAUGGAUGAUAAUGGACAUCUUUAUGUGUCUAACUCAGCAAAGCGUGAAGUCAGACGUUGGCAACAAGGAGAUUCAAAAGGUAUUCUUGUAGCAGGUGGAAAUGGACAAGGAAACCAAUUAAAUCAACUCAAUCAACCUAAUCGUAUCUUUGUCGAUGAAGAUCAUUCAGUUUAUGUAGCAGAUACUUUCAAUAAUCGUGUAAUGAAAUGGGAGAAAAAUGCGAACGAAGGUAUUCUUAUUGCUCCAGGACAGAUUUCUAAUGAAAAUCAUAAUACAAUGGUGAACCCCACAGGUGUGAUUGUUGAUCAUAUGGGUAAUGUUUAUGUGUUGACGAUCGAAAAUAAUCAAAUAAUGCGUUGGUCACCAGGUGCAAAAGAAGGUGUCCCUGUCGUUGGUGAAAAAGAAUCUGGAAUCGAAUCCACGCAGCUCCAGGAUCCUAAAGAUUUAUCAUUUGAUCGAGACGGCAAUCUUUAUGUUGUCGAUCACAAGAACCAUCGAAUACAAAAAUUUGAUGUUGAUCGUGACUAA